AUGGGUCACGUUGAAAGUGGAGCUACAUUUUUGGCUGCAAUUACACUCGCACUUCACCUCCUCCCAGCAACCACCCUUUUCCCUCCAGACGCCGCCGUUAGAGUCGUCAGGGUUCGGGGGGACGGCGCGGGGGACUUCAGGACGGUGACGGAGGCCGUCAACAGCAUUCCGUCAGGGAACAAGCGGCGGGUGGUGGUGUGGAUCGGCAUGGGUGAGUAUCGCGAGAAGGUCACCGUGGACAGGUCCAAACCUUUCGUCACGUUUUAUGGAGAGAGGAAUGGGAGCAACCCCCACACCAUGCCCAUCAUAACGUACGACGCCACUGCGUUAAGGUAUGGGACAGUCGACAGCGCCACCGUCGCUGUCGACUCCGACUACUUCGUCGCUGUGAAUGUCGCUUUUGUGAACUCGUCUCCUAGGCCAGAUAAAAAUAGUGUGGGAGCACAAGCAUUAGCCAUGAGGAUAUCGGGGGACAAGGCUGCAUUCUACAACUGCAAGUUCUUGAGCUUUCAGGACACUUUAUGUGAUGAUAAAGGCAGGCAUUUUUUCAAGGAAUGCCACAUCCAAGGCUCCUACGAUUUCAUCUUUGGAAAUGGAAAAUCCAUCUACUUGAGAAGUACCAUAGAAUCGGUUGCAAAGGGUUUGAGUGUUAUCACAGCACAAGGUAGGGAAAGCAUUGCACAAGACACUGGAUUCAGUUUCUUGCACUGCAACAUUACGGGAAGUGGUCACAGAAACACUUACCUUGGGCGUGCCUGGAAGAAGAGCCCUAGAGUGGUGUUUGCUUACACGUACAUGGGCUCCCUCAUCAAUGCCCGGGGAUGGUUCACCAACCAACUUCCUCACCCCAAAUCAAACCAGACAAUCUACUACGGAGAAUACAGGUGCAAGGGAGCAGGAGCUGCUUCCUCUGGGCGUGUAAAAUUUCGGAAGAUACUCUCUGAAGAAGAAGCAAAGCCAUUCGUGAGCAUGUCCUAUAUUCAUGGCGGAAAGUGGGUUGUCCCACCUCCAAAGUUGUGA
Sphenostylis stenocarpa is the source of this 1020-nucleotide messenger RNA. The record is from the annotation of a GenBank genome assembly. NCBI's taxonomy places the organism in Eukaryota, Viridiplantae, Streptophyta, Magnoliopsida, Fabales, Fabaceae.